Molecule: messenger RNA, 917 nt
Organism: Tachyglossus aculeatus (Australian echidna)
Lineage: Eukaryota; Metazoa; Chordata; Mammalia; Monotremata; Tachyglossidae
Gene: CLDN19
Product: claudin 19
Exons: 5
Coding region: 81-746 (221 amino acids)
Biological process (GO): cell adhesion; bicellular tight junction assembly
Cellular component (GO): plasma membrane; bicellular tight junction
Molecular function (GO): structural molecule activity
Source: RefSeq, a predicted model, not a curated record
CCCGGCGAUGCCCCCCGGGCCCCAGGCCUCUCCUCCCCGCUCACAGUGAGCUCGGGCCCCCGGACGGUGGGUGCCGGGCCAUGGCGAACUCCGGCUUACAGCUCCUGGGCUACUUCGUGGCGCUGAGCGGCUGGGUGGGCAUCAUCGCCAGCACGGCGCUGCCUCAGUGGAAGCAGUCGUCCUACGCGGGGGACGCCAUCAUCACGGCGGUGGGCCUGUACGAGGGCCUGUGGAUGGCCUGCGCUUCUCAGAGCACCGGGCAGGUGCAGUGCAAGCUCUAUGACUCUCUGCUGUCACUUGACGUUCACAUCCAGACGGCACGGGCUCUCAUGGUGGUCUCCGUGCUCCUGGGCUUCUUGGGCGUCGUGGUCAGUGUCGUGGGCAUGAAGUGCACCCGGGUGGGCGACUCCAACCCCACAGCCAAGGACCGAGUGGCCAUCUCUGGGGGUGCCCUCUUCCUCUUGGCAGGACUCUGCACACUGACCGCUGUCUCCUGGUACGCAACGCUGGUGACACAGGAGUUCUUCAACCCCAGCACCCCCUUAAAUGCCAGGUUCGAGUUUGGGCCGGCCCUGUUCGUGGGCUGGGCGGCGGCCGGCCUGGCCAUUCUGGGCGGCUCCUUCCUCUGCUGUGUCUGUCCCGGCGACGAGCGAGGCACCAACCAGCAGCACUACCGGCCCGGGCCCGCUUCUGCCGCCCGGGAACCCAAAGUGUCUGCGCCCAUCAGGGGAGACCCGGGUCUGUGACUCUGGGGGUGCCUGUCCUCCUGGUCCCCCCGUCCCGACCCCAGAAUCCCCAAACCACCAGCCUCACAGCCCUCCAGCCCAGUCCUAGCCUGUCCACUCUCCCGUCCCCCCGGGGAAGCUGUUUCUGUGAAUACUGUCUGUGCAAAGAGAAGCCACGGUUUGUUUUUCUGA